This is a messenger RNA of Drosophila takahashii, 4228 nucleotides long. It is a transcript of the gene Shaw, whose product is annotated as Shaker cognate w. Gene Ontology annotation, cellular component: voltage-gated potassium channel complex; axon terminus; presynaptic membrane. The record is from RefSeq and is a predicted model, not a curated record. Gene Ontology annotation, biological process: protein homooligomerization; potassium ion transmembrane transport. Lineage: Eukaryota; Metazoa; Arthropoda; Insecta; Diptera; Drosophilidae. Gene Ontology annotation, molecular function: delayed rectifier potassium channel activity; protein binding.
UCCUUUUCAGUUUGUAAAAUCGCCUCGAACGGUUCGGAACGAAAGAGCGCGAGAAGAGAACGGACGGCCAACUCCCCGGAAAGAAAGAAAAAUAGAGGAAGGAGGCGCACACCCCCAAAAAGAAAACGAGUGUAGUUUAGUAGUGAAUUAGUCCACAGUUUAGUUCUCCCCCAUCUAUAGUGUUCCACAAUUUUCAACGAGCCCCAAAACAUUGGUUUUCCUGCGAGUCCCGAGUCCCCGAAAAAUCGCAGUUAAUUGGAACUAUGUUUACGGGCAGAGCGCAACGAGGCCGCAGGAUGAGAGAAUAGCGCCAUGUUGUCCAAUCCAGCCCCAACCUACCAUGAAUCUGAUCAAUAUGGACUCAGAGAACCGGGUGGUGCUCAAUGUGGGUGGCAUUCGGCACGAAACCUACAAGGCCACGCUGAAAAAGAUUCCGGCAACGCGAUUAUCGCGACUGACAGAGGCCCUGGCCAACUAUGAUCCGAUAUUGAAUGAGUACUUCUUUGAUCGGCAUCCGGGAGUCUUCGCACAAGUGCUCAACUAUUACAGAACCGGUAAGCUGCAUUAUCCCACAGAUGUGUGUGGACCGCUGUUCGAGGAGGAAUUGGAGUUUUGGGGCCUAGACUCGAACCAAGUGGAGCCCUGCUGUUGGAUGACCUAUACACAGCAUCGCGACACCCAGGAAACCCUGGCCGUAUUGGAUCGUCUCGAUCUGGAUACGGAAAAACCGUCCGAAGAGGAAUUGGCACGCAAAUUCGGCUUCGAGGAGGACUACUACAAAGGCACCAUAUCCUGGUGGCAGGAGAUGAAGCCGCGCAUUUGGUCCUUGUUCGAUGAACCCUACAGUUCCAAUGCCGCAAAGACCAUUGGCGUGGUUUCGGUGUUCUUCAUCUGCAUUUCGAUCCUGUCGUUCUGCCUGAAGACCCAUCCCGAUAUGCGGGUGCCCAUCGUACGGAAUAUUACGGUGAAAACUGCGAACGGAAGUAACGGCUGGUUUUUGGACAAGACCCAGACCAAUGCGCACAUAGCCUUCUUCUAUAUCGAAUGCGUAUGCAAUGCCUGGUUUACCUUUGAAAUAUUGGUGCGCUUUAUCUCAUCGCCCAACAAGUGUGAAUUCAUCAAGUCAUCUGUUAACAUCAUAGAUUACAUAGCGACGCUUAGUUUUUAUAUCGAUCUAGUGCUUCAGCGGUUCGCAUCGCAUUUGGAGAACGCUGACAUCCUCGAGUUCUUCUCGAUCAUCCGCAUCAUGCGUCUGUUCAAGCUGACGCGCCACUCGUCCGGCCUGAAGAUCCUCAUCCAGACGUUCCGGGCCUCGGCCAAGGAGCUGACCCUGCUGGUGUUCUUCCUCGUCCUGGGCAUCGUGAUCUUCGCCAGCCUCGUCUACUACGCGGAGCGCAUCCAGCCGAAUCCGCACAACGACUUCAACAGCAUCCCGCUGGGUCUCUGGUGGGCCCUGGUCACCAUGACCACGGUGGGCUACGGCGACAUGGCCCCCAAGACCUACAUCGGCAUGUUCGUGGGCGCCCUGUGCGCCUUGGCCGGCGUACUAACCAUCGCACUGCCAGUGCCCGUCAUCGUCAGCAACUUCGCCAUGUACUACUCGCACACGCAAGCCAGGGCUAAACUGCCAAAGAAGCGGAGACGAGUGCUUCCCGUCGAGCAGCCGCGACAGCCCAGACUGCCAGGUGCCCCUGGCGGUGUCAGUGGCUGCGGCACCCCGGGCUCGGGUCCCCAUUCCGGUCCCAUGGGAUCCGGAGGAACUGGACCACGUCGCAUGAACAAUAAAACGAAGGACCUGGUCAGCCCCAAGUCAGUUGCUCAACUUUUCGCAGGUCCGCUGGGCGCAAGUAUUGUGGCCAUGAGUCCCAGGACCAUGUUGGAUCUGAAUCCUGCCCUGGCGAUGGGCAAGCCGUCGUUCCAGCCCCGUAUACCCACCCCCCUGGCGGCCACGCCCCCUCCGCCACCGCCGCCCAGUUCCGGUCCUAUUUCCGGUUCCGGUGGGGUGACGAUUGAAGGAACUGGAACCACCAAGGCACCACUGCAACCAGCACCACCCACCAUCGCAGUGUCCACCACGGCGAGUGUGGGCAAGGAUUCGGGCAUCUCGACCACCACAACUACGGCACAGGAGACCAGCAAGAAGGCCUUCCUCUAAGAAGAAAGCCACCUGAUAUCUAUCUAUGUUUCCCAUAACCAUAUCCUCCCCCCAUAAAACAGAGCUUGAAAAUUAUCGAUAUUUUCGAUAUUUUGACAAUUUCGAUUCGAUUACAUCGAUGUUUCCAAGGGAAAACUCAACUUAAAUAUCGAGAAAUAGCAAUCUGUCGAUAUUUUUUCAAGCUCUACCAUAUAAGCAAUAUCUAUUCGAUAUCAUACAUAGCCUUCGCAUACGUAUUCGCUAAGAACAAUGAAGGAGUGUUUCAGAGAUGGCAAACGGAUCAUAGAUCAUAUCACUCGAAAUCGAAAUGAAUAUCAUAUAUUCAUAUAUUAGAAAAAGGUCAGAUAUCAAUUGUGAUGCUAUGAAUUAUAUAAAGUAUUCUUUGAUUUUCAGAGGUCUACGCUUAUUUGACUGUUAUUAUAAAUUAGUUUAUUAAAAAUCAAAGCAAUACCAUUAAUUACAAAUUUAUAAACCCUAUAAAAUUAUUUACAUUUCAAUUACGAUCCAGCCAUCUCUGAUCGAUCGCAAAAUACCUAGACUCGCAAUUUGUGUUGACCAUAUCACGACAUACCUAUCAAUAUCGAACCUAAAAACAUAACCUUAGCUAAAGUAUAGAUAAUCCAAUUGCUUGACUUGACAACAUUUUACCAUCGAGAGCUAACCAAGACAAGGCGAACACCACAAGUUUUUAACCAUACGAAAGUGUUUUUACCGAAUGCAAGCUUGCUAACGAUCCAUUUUCUACCGUAAGCCUUAGAUAUUAAAUCGACGAAGGAGUGUAUAUAAAAUCUAGAUGCUUUAUAACUCGGUUUGCCAGUUCCUUAUGCGUUGUGUAAAGACUCGACUGCCCCAGUUCUCGUGGGGCGGUUCGGUUUGAAAGCUUUAAUUUGAUAUAUUUAUAAAACGGGGGACUCCAACUCAAACGCGCUUUGGGAAGCUUAAUUAAACAGAAACCAAUCAAAAAGUACAUAUACUGUUUAAAAAUUCAUUCAAGCCAGGCACGUGUUGACUUCAACUUUUUUUUCGACGAACUAAAAAUAGGAAAGGUGCUGAUUUUCUUCAAGGAAAACGCACAAAAGUUUUACGGCGCAAAAGUUGAAGUCGAAGAAAAACAAACGAAAUUUUCCAACUGUUGGCACUUUUCGCUCAUCACUCACUUACAUGCCGGGAUUACUCGGAAUCGCUUCUUAUGUUUUUCCAACCAACCUGUAAAGUUGGCUCACAUAUCAACAAGCUGGGGAAACCUUAAGGAAAAUUUCAAAUUUCUACCAGUUAAAAUGCAAAUUAUUUCUAUUAAAUUUUGUUUGGUACUCCAACGCCAACCCCUCCCUGAAUAAAUGAAAAACAAACAAAGAAUCCAGAAGCGGCGGGAAUUCCUUACAGUUCCGUUCAGUUAACUUGAAUUUGUUGAAAAAGUUUACAAAUUGCUAUGGGGUUAAGUGGGUGGAUUUAGCCCCAAAAACUCACUGGCGUGGUUUAAAAAAACAAACAAACACAAAACAGGUUUGCAAAUUGUUUUCCCCGAUUUUCCUUUGAUUUUACUUGCGCAAGUCAUUAGCUAAUUCUCUUGUACAUUUUGAAUAUACAUAUAUAUCUCUCAGCAAGCAUUUUGCCUACAUACUUGUAAGAACAAACAUGAUAAUUACUGAAAACAAACAGCGGAACAAAAAAGAAGCGAAUAAUAAGGAUGCAAAACUUAAGCAACAUUAAGAUCGAAGAUGGGCAACAAAUAAACGAAGUUUGCAAAACAUUUGUUAAGUUUUUACAAUGAACAAAGCAUUAAUAAGAACUAAAUUAAUAUUAAAAAUAUUUGCAAGCUAUAGGAAAUUGAUAAAAACAAUUGUUUAUAUCGUUUUCGUUUUCUCUCUAUGAUUUCGAAACUGUUUUUUAAUUGUAUAGUUAAGCAAAUUGUAUACUAUUUGAACUAAACAAAACAAAUUGUUCUCUCAAUAAUUCAUGAACAAAGAAAAUUAAACUAAUUAUAUAUACACAUUUAUAUAUAUAAUUGAACAAGUAUAUAUAUGAAUUUAAAAAAAUAAAGAAAUGCAAUAAAGAAAUCUAUUGAACACCAAA